CUGUCAACUUAAACCAUAGAAUUACUUAACACAUGAAGCACACUGAAGAAUGUCGUUCAUAAUAAAUUAUGCUGGCUAACCUGUAGUGAAACGUGUUGAUGUGUAGGUCGUUUUUGGUUUAAAGUAGAAUGUUUGUUUACCGUUAUAGGUUAUCAAUAGCUACUUAUUUUUAGAAGAAUAAUUCAAGCACACUAAUUUCAUGUGGGCAAAGGAGUUAGUAUUUGACUUCGGUACUACCUUCAAAUUCUGAUCAGUACAUUCAAAUACAGUCCUGUACUGAAAAUGGAAACUCUCCAGAAAGUCAGUGAAGUAACAAAAACUGUUAAGAAUAAAUCAAGAGGAGGGUUGGAAGAUAAAAAAGAUAGAAAUAGUCAGCUGAAUUGGUGGUUAGUUUUUGGAGCAGUCUUACUGUUAACAGCAUGGAGCAGAUUCCAUAAAGUUUCGGAACCUGAUCAUGUUUGUUGGGAUGAAACACAUUUUGGCAAGAUGGGAAGUUGGUACAUCAAUCGAACAUUUUUCUUUGAUGUUCAUCCUCCUCUGGGCAAGAUGCUGAUUGCCUUGUCUGGUUACCUCACAGGUUAUGAUGGAAGGUUUGCUUUUGAGAAGCCUGGUGACAAAUAUGAAAGUGUAAAUUAUGUGGGCAUGAGAGUGUUUUGUACUUUUUUGGGAGCCUGCAUUGUACCAUUUGCUUUCAUUAUUGUGUGGGAGAUGACUCACUCUUUAACAGCAGCUACUUUCUCAGCAUCAUUCAUUCUGUGUGAUGUGGGUAUCCUCACACUGACACGAUACAUACUUCUAGAUCCCAUACUUCUGUUCUUUGUGAUGGGCUCUGUGUUGGGAAUGAUAAAGUUCCAUUCCUGCAAAGAGAGAGCAUUUUCAUUCAGUUGGUGGGCUUGGCUGGUGUUUACUGGAGUAAUGAUUACUUCAGCUAUCAGUGUCAAAUUUGUUGGUCUGUUUGUUGUUAUCCUGGUUGGUAUUCAUACCGCAGCUGAUUUGUGGGAUGUGUUGGGAGAUCUCUCCAAGCCAAUUAGCUACACUUUCAAACAUUUUUUGGCCAGGGCAGUGUGCCUAAUUUUCCUACCUGCUGUUUUGUACAUCAUCAUUUUCUACAUCCAUUUGCUUGUGCUUAGCAAAAGUGGUAAUGGAGAUGGUUUCUACAGUUCUGCUUUCCAGUCGCAGUUGGAAGGAAACUCUCUGUAUAAUGCCAGUAUGCCAAGAGAGGUAGCAUAUGGUGCAGUUAUAACACUGAAGAACCACCGUACAGGGGGAGGCUACUUGCACUCACACUGGCACCUGUACCCUGAAGGGGUGGGAGCAAGACAGCAACAGGUGACAACUUACACACACAAGGAUGAUAAUAAUCUGUUCCUAGUGAAGAAGUACAAUGCAGAGCUGGUAGAUGAUGAAGAUGUAGAAAUUGUGAAAAAUGGAGACCUUAUCAGACUAGAGCAUAUCAGUACUCGAAGAAACAUCCACUCCCACAGAGAGAUGGCACCCAUCUCUAAGAAACAUUAUCAGGUUACUGGGUAUGGAGAGAAUGGUACUGGAGAUGCAAAUGAUGUCUGGAAAGUUGUGAUUGUGGGUGGUAGAGAUGAGGAACCUGUAACUACAGUUUCUAGCAAACUAAAAUUCAUACACUACCUGCAGCACUGCGUUCUCACUUCAAGUGGAAAACAGCUUCCCAAAUGGGCAUAUGAACAACAGGAGGUGUCUUGCAAUUCCAACAUGAGAGACAAGAAUGCCCUAUGGAAUGUGGAAGAUAAUAUUUUUCCAAAAUUGCCCAAUGUGAGUUUCACAGUAUAUGCUCCCAGUUUCCUAGAGAGGUUCUUUGAGUCUCAUGCUGUUAUGUUCCAAGGCAAUGCAGGUCUUAAACCCAAGGAAGGAGAGGUGACAUCAAGACCUUGGCAGUGGCCUGUCAACUACCGGGGUCAAUUUUUCUCUGGCAAUAGUUACCGGAUAUAUCUCCUUGGGAAUCCAGUGAUCUGGUGGGGUAAUGUGGUGUUUUUAGCCACAUUUCUCAUAAUUUUUGCUUGCAACUCUGUAAGAGAACAGAGAGGUUAUCAUGAUCUUCCAUCAGUUAAAGAGAGCAAGCACAGAAUGUCUAGUGCUUGUGGCUGGCUCUUCCUGGGAUGGGCUUUACAUUAUGUUCCAUUUUGGGCAAUGGGCAGAGUUCUGUAUUUCCAUCAUUACUUCCCAGCUCUACUUUUCAGUUCCAUGUUAACAGGAAUAAUCUUGAACUACAUGCUCGAGAGCAUUCCUCAGUUUCUACCAGAGAGGCUUGCCAGCAGCACAUACCACUGGUUCAUAGGUGUUAUUUUCUCUGUAACUAUUUACAGCUUCUACCUCUUUUCACCACUGACAUAUGGAAUGUCAGGACCAUCAGCGUCUGAUCCCAACAGCACGAUGUAUGGCCUCAGAUGGAUGGAAUCAUGGGAGUUCUAAGUAUUUAAUUUGUAAAAUUCAGAACUAUUUUUUAAUUUAUAUUAAAAUUGGAAUAAUAUGUUAUUUCAUCCUGUUGCCUAUUUUGUGAACUGGUAAUGGGUUCUUGUGAAUAUAGUAAUGAAUCUUUGGGUUCCAUAAAAGUUGGUAAGGGAUUGCAUUCUCUCGUCCUCUCUCUCUCUACACACACUUUGUUUCAUUUUGUGUAAGAAGCCAAAAGGCAUACUUUUGUUGAACAUAAGUGUAUUAUAUACUAUGUCAUUGAUACCUUACUACAUUUCCUAUCAUCCAUGUUGUAUGUACAGUUAACUGUUUACAGACAACACCUGAAUAUAAUGGAACAAGUACAAACAAGAAAAUAAACUGUAUGAGUUUGUAUACUAAAUCAUAGGCAAGCUGCGGUUUGUAAGGUGAAAUUUGAAGGUCUGAUACAAUUAUACGUAUGAUUUACACAAGGAAACUCAUUAUGUAACUGUGAAUUUAAUUUGGACUAAAUCUGUAUAUGUGAUUGAUAGUCUGUGGACAUAAUAUAUUUUUA
Molecule: messenger RNA, 2977 nt
Organism: Zootermopsis nevadensis
Lineage: Eukaryota; Metazoa; Arthropoda; Insecta; Blattodea; Termopsidae
Gene: tw
Product: Protein O-mannosyl-transferase 2
Biological process (GO): protein O-linked glycosylation via mannose
Cellular component (GO): membrane; endoplasmic reticulum
Molecular function (GO): dolichyl-phosphate-mannose-protein mannosyltransferase activity
Source: RefSeq, a predicted model, not a curated record